Messenger RNA from Penicillium manginii, 777 nucleotides. RefSeq lists its product as uncharacterized. NCBI's taxonomy places the organism in Eukaryota, Fungi, Ascomycota, Eurotiomycetes, Eurotiales, Aspergillaceae. The record is from RefSeq and is a predicted model, not a curated record. The transcript is spliced from 2 exons. The coding region runs from base 1 to 777 and encodes 258 amino acids.
AUGGAAACGCUCGAGCUCGAACUUGACAAGGCAAUUAGAACCGCUGUCAAGAGCAAAUACAAAGAAUCGGAACGUGGAACGGUCUAUCUCAAAUUUACAAAUGUCUCCAAAUCGGUCUCGGAUACACAUAUUUCGAAAGGGUGCAGAUCAUUUUUCGAUGAAGUCUCCCGAGCUUUGAUGAUCACCGUCACCGGGGCCCCCCAUCAAUCUGCAGCUUCAGUCUUCGGUACUCGAUUUCUCAUCGCACAGCAACUUGCGGGUCUUGACGACAAGCUGAUCACGACAGUCGGUUCGGCACGUGUCGAAGGAUUUCAGUCCAGCAAAGAACCCGAUGGAACUUGGGAGCCAAUAAAUCCCGGUCGAGUCCCCAGUCACUGGCCAUCAGUUGUUUUAGAAGUCGCUUUCUCAGAAUCAGCUAAAAAACUCUGCGAUGACGCGGAAUGGUGGCUCACCCAUUCAAACGGGCAAGUAAAUCUUGUGAUCACAAUCCGCAUACAUCAGAACGACGCCAGAAUGACUUUUCAGGCUCAUGAGCCUAUCCAACAAACUAUCCAAAGUCGAAGGAUUAUUCAGACCAACAUGCGACAGGAAAUUAUUAUGAGCAGACCACUAGGAGAAACAGAAAUGCCGAUCGUUUGCGUUCCAAACGAGCCUCUCCGGAUCUCAUGUCGAGACCUUCUGCUCCGAGAUGCGAUUCCACCGGAAAAGGACCCCAACAUUUCAGUUGUUUUGCUGGAAAGAAUUGCACGAGAUACAUGGAGGAAGCAGGGAGUCUAA